GAGAGAGGGGAGAGAAGGGCACGUGGAAGGAAAAGUCCUGAGAACAGUCCACAGUCCACACAAGUACCUUCUACUGCUGCUGCUGCUGCUGCUGUUUCUUCUGCUGCUGCAGGAGGAGAAGAAGAUGAUGAUGAAGAUGAUAAUGUCGACCUGUGUCUUCAGCUGGAGUCUGGUGAUCCUCGCGUCGUCGGCAGAAAUGUUCACAUCACUGGUGAACAUGCAGCAGCUGAUCAGUGUGGAGCAGAAACUUGUCCACGACCUGAGCACAUACUUAGACCACGAGCUGGACAGACUGGAGGACAUCAGGCGCUUUCAUGCCAAAGUGUCUGACCUGCACACUGAACUUUACAAAGGUUCAGUCACAGCUAUGUCAAACCCUCUGGUGGCCUUCACCCUCAUCAAGCGGCUGCAGUCAGAGUGGCUGAACGUCGUCUACAGUAACGAAGCCUUGGAGCACUCACAAGCCCUCAGGUCCAGUUACGAGGAGGAAGACGCCGAACUUCCCAAACUGGAGGACCUGCAGGGGGCAGCGCAGGCACUGAUGAGGCUUCAGGACGUCUACGCUCUCCGGGUCGCAAGCCUUGUAAAGGGUCAUUUCCAAACAGUGACUAACGGAAAACCCACAGAUAUCUUCACUCCUGCAGUCUCUGUCCCGCUGUCUGGUGACGAUUGCUUCCUGGUUGGAAAGGUGGCCUAUGAGGAGGAGGACUACUAUCACUCGGUGCAGUGGCUGGAGGAGUCGGUUCAGCUCUUCAGAGGAACAGGAGGCGCGUGGAGUCCAGAGAACCAGGGAACACUAGAGGACGCUCUGGAUCACCUGGCCUUCUCUCACUUUAAAACAGGAAACGUCUCCAAAGCUCUGAGUCUGUCUCAAGAGUUACUGCACUACGAUCCGAUGAACGAAAGAGUGUUGCGUAACGUCGAAAAGUACGAGAAGCUGCUGGUUGCUGCUAAACCGCGACGGAGCAGAGGGUUAAAGAGACCGACGUCCACUCAUUUGAGGACAAGAGACACUUACGAGAGACUCUGCCAGACCCAAGGCUCUCAGCCAAUGCAUUUUGAAAACCCCACACUUUUCUGCGACUACUUCACCAACGACGACCCGGCUCUGCUGCUGCUGCCGGCGAGACGCGAGGUGUUGAGCCUGCAGCCGUACGUGGUUCUGUACCACGACUUCAUCACCGACGCAGAGGCCGAGGACGUCAAGACGCUCGCUCGGCCCGCAUUGAGAAGGUCUGUGGUGGCAGCUGGAGAGAAGCAAGCGACAGUGGCGUAUCGCAUCAGCAAGAGUGCAUGGCUGAAGAAUACAGCUCAUCCCGUCGUCGGGAAGCUGGACCAGCGGAUCGCGAUGCUCACAGGUCUGAAUGUGCAGCAUCCGUACAGCGAGUAUCUCCAAGUGGUCAAUUAUGGGAUCGGCGGCCAUUACGAACCUCACUUUGACCAUGCUACUUCUCCUUCCAGUCCUGUGUACAAUUUGAAGGCUGGGAAUCGAGUGGCGACCUUUAUGAUAUAUCUCAGCUCUGUCGAGGCAGGUGGAUCCACUGCCUUCAUCUACGCCAACUUUAGCGCUCCUGUCGUCGAGAAAGCUGCCAUCUUCUGGUGGAACCUUCACAGAAAUGGUCAGGGUGACUUUGACACGCUGCACGCCGGCUGUCCUGUGCUGAUUGGAGACAAGUGGGUGGCAAACAAAUGGAUCCACGAGCAUGGCCAGGAGUUCCACCGUCGCUGUAGCCUGAACCCUGAAGAGUGAGAGGAGUGGAGCAUCUGUUUUUCGGGUCCCUUGGGGCAAAACGAGCGCAGGAGCCAGCCUCUGAAAUGAGAGGCACACUCACAGGCAGCCAAAAAAAGUGAACACGCAGUCAGGGCGGGGAGGUGAGAAGAGAGGGGGAGGCUGCUGCAUCUGGAGCCUGGAGCUCGCAGCGAACACGCCGAGGGGUGGGGCAGAAGUUGGCAAUCGGCCCCCAGAGGCAAAAUACUGUUCCUGCAGAUGGAAAGAGGCCUCUGCUGCUGCUGCUGCACACUGUGAUGCUUUCAGUUUACUGUGUCAGGUUGUUCUUACCUUCUGCUUUUUUUAAAACUGACAUCUUACGCAGCUGCAGCUGUUUUUUUUCUUUUUUUAAAUUCAUUUGUAAAUCCAGUCACCUCUUGGCUGAAAAACUUCUUUGUCGGGUCAUCUGCGACCACAGGACGGCCGUUCACGCCAGAGUUAUGAGUCAGAGUUGCUGUCAACAUUUGAGGGAUUCCUAGGAUUUUUUUUUAUUUGUCACGUGUACAGAGAGAGACACACGAGGAACACGCCUUGUCUUGUUAUUGUGCAAAACAUAAUCAAAUAUGUCAUAUAAAGAUAUAAAAAAAUCAUGUCUAAUUAAAUUUAUAACACGUACAUUCAAUAACACUGGAGUUAGCCAGUGUUUACCUCACGAAAACAUUAUUGUGAGUGAAUGAUUAAAUAUUAGUUCACUAAAUUACUAGUUACA
Solea solea (common sole) is the source of this 2477-nucleotide messenger RNA. RefSeq names its product prolyl 4-hydroxylase, alpha polypeptide III (gene p4ha3). The transcript is spliced from 13 exons. Gene Ontology annotation, molecular function: procollagen-proline 4-dioxygenase activity; iron ion binding; protein binding. Gene Ontology annotation, cellular component: endoplasmic reticulum. The coding region runs from base 125 to 1750 and encodes 541 amino acids. NCBI's taxonomy places the organism in Eukaryota, Metazoa, Chordata, Actinopteri, Pleuronectiformes, Soleidae. Gene Ontology annotation, biological process: peptidyl-proline hydroxylation to 4-hydroxy-L-proline. The record is from RefSeq and is a predicted model, not a curated record.